AUGUCUGAUGAUGCUAUGGAUGUAGAUGUGAGCCCAAAUGUGGCUGAUGAGAAGAAAACAAAUGAAGAUAUUGUGGAUAAACUAUUAGAGGUUUUGAAGCAAGUGUCCAAAAGCACCCUAUCUAUGGAUUCCCGAUAUGUGUGGAAGUCUUUGAAGGACUUGUCAGCAUUUAGACAUGAAUUAAAUGUAGAGAAUGUUUCUAUUUUAGUCAAUUUGCUCUAUCCUGAUGAAUCUCCAUACAAAAAGUACUUAUUGAAGACCAUCCAUCCUACUUCUAAACCAAAGGUUGAAGAUGCUGUUUCUUUUAGAGAUCGUUAUCCAGCGAGCUUGUAUCAGUUACAACAGGAUGGUACCAGUUUGGAUGUCUCCUCAGAGGUGAAUACAUUUGUUCAUUACAUUCUACAAUUGCUCCUAUUGGAUUCCCAAAGGGUGGAUGAGUUACAACAUUUUAACACUGAAUAUGUUGUACCUAAAAUACUAAAACAUUACAACAACAGAAACUUAGACUUGGUGAAUGCCAAAAUAUGGUUCUACAUCAACAGAGCCAAUGAAUUGACAUCCUCUCCGGAAGACGCCGCAUUGUUGUUUGAAAUGAUGCAAUAUAUGAAGACAGCAACUUUAAAACACGACAAUGAAACUAAAGCUACUUUGAUAACUAGCAUUCUAAGACACUACUUGAGAUUAGGUGAAAUCGAACUAGCUGCUGAUUUUGUUACCAAAAUUGAAUUCCCUUCUGGCGAUAACGUUUCUAGUCCCUUGGAAGCUCGUUAUUACUUCUAUCUUUCUAAGAUUCACGCUAUUCAAUUAGACUAUUCUCAAAGUCAUGAGUACGUCAUUUCAGCUUUGAGAAAGGCUCCACAUACAAAAAACAGUUUGGGAUUUUUGCAACAGGCAAACAAAUUGCAGUGUUGUAUCCAACUUCUAAUGGGUGAUAUUCCAGAACUAACAUUUUUCCAUCAAAGGGGCCUAGAAAAAUCACUAUUGCCUUACUACCAUAUCACCAAGGCUGUCAAACUAGGUGAUUUGAACCUCUUUACCCAAUCCCUUUCUAAAUAUAAAAACCAGUUGACCAAGGAUGCUAACUAUCAGCUUUGUGUCAGACUCAGAUCAAAUGUUAUCAAAACAGGUAUCAGAAUGAUAUCUUUAACCUACAAAAAGAUUUCCUUGAAGGAUAUUUGUCUCAAAUUACAUUUAGACUCAGAACAGACUGUAGAGUACAUGGUCUCUCGUGCGAUCAGGGACGGUGUUAUCGAAGCUAAAAUAAAUCACGAAGAAGGUUAUAUUGAAACCAGCGAACUAUUAAAUGUUUACUCGACCAAACAACCACAACAGGUUUUCGAUGAAAGAAUUAGAUUUGUGAAUCAUUUGCAUUCAGAUUAUGUCACUGGUAUGAGAUUUCCAGAUUCAAGAGAUAAGAAAGGCAAAGAUGCUGACCAGCUGACCACAGAAAGCUUAGAAACAAGCUUAGACUUGGAUUCAAUGAACCUUUCCGAUUUUGAUUCCGAUCUUGAUGACAUUCUCUAG
Messenger RNA from Kluyveromyces marxianus DMKU3-1042, 1524 nucleotides. RefSeq names its product proteasome regulatory particle lid subunit RPN3 (gene RPN3). The transcript has a single exon. Bases 1 to 1524 code for a protein of 507 amino acids. Gene Ontology annotation, molecular function: enzyme regulator activity. The record is from RefSeq and is a predicted model, not a curated record. Lineage: Eukaryota; Fungi; Ascomycota; Saccharomycetes; Saccharomycetales; Saccharomycetaceae. Gene Ontology annotation, biological process: regulation of protein catabolic process; ubiquitin-dependent protein catabolic process. Gene Ontology annotation, cellular component: proteasome complex; proteasome regulatory particle, lid subcomplex.